This is a messenger RNA of Cyprinus carpio (common carp), 6397 nucleotides long. RefSeq names its product diphosphoinositol pentakisphosphate kinase 1a. The transcript is spliced from 32 exons. Gene Ontology annotation, cellular component: cytosol. Lineage: Eukaryota; Metazoa; Chordata; Actinopteri; Cypriniformes; Cyprinidae. The coding region runs from base 508 to 4782 and encodes 1424 amino acids. The record is from RefSeq and is a predicted model, not a curated record. Gene Ontology annotation, molecular function: diphosphoinositol pentakisphosphate kinase activity; 5-diphosphoinositol pentakisphosphate 1-kinase activity; inositol hexakisphosphate kinase activity. Gene Ontology annotation, biological process: inositol metabolic process; inositol phosphate biosynthetic process.
GCCUCACACGAUAGUGACGGUCGUCUGUCCGCAAAUCCUGCUCUCUCAUUGGCUGGAACCUUUGUUUAUCUUUGCGUGCGAAGUAAAGUUCGGUUUCAUUUACAACCUGUCAAAUCCGUGGACAGCUGUGAAGUCAGCACCGCCUCGCGCAUCACGUAGAGAAUGAAGGUGCUUUUUUUCAUCGUUCAGUCCACUCUUUGAGGAUCUUGUUAAGACACCUGGAGAAAGACCCUCUGUCAUAUAAACGGAAAAGCAUAAACCUUAGGAAGAAUGAAUUUGUGUUAUCAGUCCAGCACUUCACAUCCUUUCAAAUAACUGUUUACCUGCACUUUGUCAGGCCUCAUUCAGCCUCCUCUCUAACUCACACUCACACGCUCCGCCAGCGACCCCACCGCGGCUCCUGCAGGCUGGGUACGGAGCUGGUCUGGCCGCGUGCCCCUCCAGCUCUGUGUGUUAGUGUGAGAUGGCGCGGCAGGAAGCAGAGGGUCGCUGCCGCUGUGGACUGUAAUGUCAGAGCCCAGCAGCCCCGGCGAGAGCCAGUGCGGCGCUCCCAGAUUCUUCGUGGGCUGCGCGGAGGAUGAGAGCGAAGGCCUGGACGACUGCGCCAGCAUGAGGACAGACAUGGAGCUGUACGAAGACGACCUGGAGGAUGACUCGCCUCCAGAACGUCAGAUCAUGGUGGGGAUUUGCUGUAUGAUGAAGAAAUCGAAGUCCAAACCCAUGACUCAGAUCUUGGAGCGUCUUUGCAAGUUUGAGUACAUCACAGUGGUCAUCUUUCCAGAGGACGUCAUACUCAGUGAGCCGGUGGAGAAGUGGCCACUCUGUGACUGCCUGAUAUCAUUUCACUCUAAAGGUUUCCCCUUGGAUAAGGCAGUGAGUUACGCAAAGCUCCGCAACCCACUCCUCAUCAAUGAUCUUAAUAUGCAGUAUUACAUACAGGAUAGGAGGGAAGUAUAUCGUAUCCUGCAGGAGGAGGGGAUAGAUCUGCCACGCUAUGCUGUGUUAAACCGUGACCCUGACAAACCUGACGAGUGUAACCUUGUUGAGGGAGAAGACCAAGUUGAAGUUAACGGCGAAGUCUUUCUAAAACCCUUUGUAGAGAAGCCAGUUUCUGCUGAGGACCAUAAUGUGUACAUCUACUACCCAACUUCAGCUGGAGGAGGCAGCCAGCGUCUCUUCAGAAAGAUUGGGAGCAGAAGUAGUGUUUACUCUCCAGAGAGCAGUGUGAGGAAAACUGGCUCCUAUAUCUAUGAAGAGUUCAUGCCAACUGAUGGCACUGAUGUGAAGGUGUAUACAGUAGGGCCAGAUUACGCUCACGCAGAGGCUCGUAAAUCCCCUGCUCUCGACGGGAAAGUUGAGCGAGACAGUGAAGGCAAAGAAAUCCGCUACCCAGUCAUGCUCACUGCGAUGGAGAAGCUUGUGGCCCGUAAAGUGUGUCUGGCAUUCAAGCAAACAGUGUGUGGAUUCGACCUCCUCCGAGCCAACGGCCACUCGUAUGUGUGUGAUGUUAACGGAUUUAGCUUUGUGAAGAAUUCCAUGAAAUACUACGAUGACUGUGCUAAGAUCCUGGGAAAUAUUGUGAUGAGGGAGCUGGCUCCACAGUUCCAGAUCCCGUGGUCCAUACCUACAGAGGCAGAGGACAUUCCUAUUGUACCCACUACAUCAGGGACCAUGAUGGAGCUGCGCUGUGUGAUUGCUGUGAUCCGUCAUGGAGAUCGUACACCAAAGCAGAAGAUGAAGAUGGAAGUGCGGAAUCCCAUGUUUUUUGAGCUUUUUGAAAAAUACGGUGGGUAUAAAACAGGCAAGCUGAAGCUAAAGAAACCCAAACAACUGCAGGAAGUUCUGGACAUUACCAGGACACUCUUGGCAGACAUAGGACAACAUACUGACUGUGAAAUUGAGGAGAAGUCGUCCAAGCUUGAACAACUAAAGACUGUUCUAGAAAUGUAUGGCCAUUUCUCUGGAAUCAAUAGGAAAGUGCAGCUAACCUACCUUCCUCAUGGACAGCCCAAAACAUCCAGUGAGGAAGAAGAUACUCGUAAGGAGGGCGCCUCUAUACUGCUGGUGCUGAAGUGGGGGGGAGAGCUGACUCCAGCUGGCAGAGUUCAGGCUGAAGAACUUGGCAGGGCUUUUCGCUGCAUGUAUCCUGGAGGUCAAGGGGAUUAUGCUGGCUUUCCAGGCUGCGGCCUGCUCAGGCUCCACAGCACCUACCGACAUGACCUCAAGAUCUAUGCCUCUGAUGAGGGCAGGGUGCAAAUGACUGCUGCUGCCUUUGCAAAGGGUCUCUUGGCACUGGAAGGCGAACUGACACCGAUCCUGGUCCAGAUGGUAAAGAGUGCAAAUAUGAACGGCCUGCUGGAUAACGAUAUCGAAUCCCUCAGUGGCUGUCAGCAGAGGGUUAAGGCCAGACUUCAUGAGAUCAUGCAGAAAGAUGAAAUCUUCACAGAAGAAGACUUUGACAGGCUGGCUCCAACAUGCAGCAGCUCUCUGGUGAACUCCAUGAAGGCUGUGGAGAAUCCAGUAAGUACAUGUGAUCAAGUCUACACCCUUGUCCAGAGCCUCACCUCACAGAUCCGCAAAAGACUUGAAGACCCCAAAUCAGCAGAUUUACAGCUGUACCACAGCGAGACACUGGAGAUGAUGCUGCAGCGCUGGACUAAGUUGGAAAGGGACUUCCGCAUGAAGAGUGGCCGCUACGACAUCAGCAAGAUUCCUGACAUUUACGACUGUGUUAAGUAUGACCUGCAGCACAACAGCUCUCUGGGCCUGGAGGACACAUACGAACUCUUCAAGCUCUCUAGAGCACUAGCCAACAUUGUCAUACCACAGGAGUACGGCAUUAAUAAGGUGGAGAAGCUGGACAUUGCGUAUGCCUACUGUCUGCCUUUAGUGAAGAAGAUUCAGCUUGACCUUCAGAGGACACAUGAGGACGAGUCUGUAAACAAGCUGCAUCCACUAUAUUCACGUGGAGUGCUGUCACCAGGCAGGCAUGUCCGAACUCGGCUGUAUUUCACGAGUGAGAGUCACGUCCACUCACUGCUUAGCAUCUUCCGUUAUGGUGGCCUGUUGGAUGAGGAGAAGGACCAGCAGUGGAAGAGAGCCAUGGAUUAUCUGAGUGCAGUGUCUGAGCUCAACUACAUGACCCAGAUCGUCAUAAUGCUCUAUGAAGACAACAAAAAGGACCCAUCCUCUGAAGAACGCUUCCACGUGGAGCUGCAUUUCAGCCCUGGGGUCAAAGUAUCGGAGGAGGAGAGCGCUCCGAUGGGCUUUGGCUUCCGACCAGCUUCAGCUGAAAAUGAUCAGAAGCAAACAGACCCUGGUAGCUUGGAAAAUCUUAUACAAGAUGAGCCUGACCGCGCUUUGCCCCUUUCAGAGGCCAUCGGCACCCAGAGGAAAUCCCCUCUGAUCCGGAACCGCAAGACUGGCUCCAUGGAGGUCCUGUCAGAAAGCUCGUCCUCUAAAGGGGGCAGCUAUCGCCUCUUCCCCUCCUGCUCGCGUCAGUCUCCAGAGAUGAAGCAGAGCGGAUUAGGCUCUCAGUGCGCUGGCCUCUUCAGCACCAACGUCCUGGGGGGCUCCUCUAGUGCCCCCAACCUUCAGGACUACGCACGCACACACCGCAAAAAAUUCUCCUCGGGCAGUUUGACCUAUAAAGACGGAAUCAAAAAAAGUUUGAAGCAAAAACAUGAGUUGUUGUCUAUGCCGGCAGUAAAGAGAUUUUCUGUGUCGUUUGCAAAGCAUCCGACUAAUGAACCCCUGGAAGAGCACCAGGUAGCCCAGCUGCUGAGGCGCUUUUCCACCGACCCCAAUAUUGGCUACCCGUUCUGUGUGGACAGUGCUUUUGCCCACCACCUCCAUCAGUGCUCCUACCAUCUCCGCCUCUUCCGCAACUGGUUAAUCUCUGGCCAGGACCCACUAGAGUACCUCUACGGUUUUGGCUGCUCCAUGGUGCCUUCCAUCUACCCCCUCGAGACCCUCCACAACUCACUCUCACUCAAACAAGUGAACGAGUUCCUGACGACCAUGUGUGAGAAUGCAGGAGAUUCCCACUCCAGGACAACCAGAGCUCUCUCAGCCAUGUUUGAGUCCCAGAACCAGCCCACGGGGGACUCUUACAUCCCUCACAGAGUGCUGUCCUCCUCUGUUUCACUGCGCCAGCGUUCUGAUCGGCCACCAUGGUACAGCAGUGGUCCCUCCAGUACGGUGUCAAGCGCCGGCCCCUCGUCUCCCACAACGGCUGACACCUCCCCACGCUUCAGCUUCAGUGAGAAGAUCACCCUCACACCGCAGAGCAGCGAGGAGAUCCACCCAGCCCCUCACAACAACAUCCACUGCGCGUCCUCCACGUCUGUACUCAGCAGCACUGAAACCAGCCUCCCUUCUGAGGACCCGCACCCCUCCAUACCAUCCCCCAUCCUGGAGAGACCCGGUGAAAUAGCAGUGGACGGCACAGACUCUGCAGGCCAGUGUCUGACAGAGAGCCCCUGCUGUGACGAAACGCCAAGUCCGGCCCCUGCGGAGCCCUGUGCUCCUUGUUCACACUUGGCCGACAGUCCGCCAACGGAGUCCUUCUGUGGGCUGCCCGGCUCUCUGCCUGUGCUCCUGGAGCUCAGAGAGAGCAGCUCAGAGGCCGGCUCCAGCGCCCAGACCCCGCUCACCCCAGAGGAGCCGGAUGAGUUCUUUGAUACGCAUGAAACGGUUGAUGUGUGGAGGGGAAGCACGGGGACCCUUCCCCACCCUGGCACUCCUCUAGAGGUGGGAGCUCCCCAUGUGCCUGAGCCGUGAAGGAAACACAGAUACGUGUGUCCUUCACCCAUCUCAGCAUGCUCUCACUCUAGUGCCUCAGACCUUCAUAAAGUCCCAUACAAGACCAAAAGGGAUUUGCCUACACAAUUUAAGGGAAGUUGAGGAAAUGGAGGCCCUCUCUGCGACUGUCACAUGUCGAACACAAAGCGCAGAUGCUCCUGUUGAAAAUCUUAAUAAACUCUCCAUGUGACAUUCAGAGCUGCUUCCUGUGUAACGCCUCACUCUAGUCAAACGGCUAGUGAUCAAACAUAAGCUGUUAGACACACUAAAAAAAAAUAAUUUCUGUGCACAUAUUAUCUUCCUCGUCUCCAAACGACUGCAUUUUUUCUUCAUUAGCUGGUCUGGAAGAUAUUUUUCAAAGGGACAUGGUAUUUGAUAUUAGUCAAGCUGAACUCUUGAAUGAUGAACUUGCAUAGCUUAAUGAAUUUUAAAGGGAUAGUUGCCCUAAAAUUAAAAUUGUCAUCAAAACCUAUAAAGCUUUCAUUCAUCUUCGAAACUCAAAUGAAGAUGUUAUUAAUGAAUCCUGAGAGAUUUCUGUCCUUCCAUGGAAAGUCCAUGCAACUAACACUUUGACACUGCACUUUCAAUAGACAUCAACAGAGAAAAAUAUCUUCAUUUGUGUUUCAAAGAUGAAUGACAAAUUCUUGUGGAUUUGCAACGGCAUGAGGGUAAAAGAAUUUUCAUUUUUGAGUGAACUAUCCCUUUGAGUGAACGCUAACUGUUUUAUUACUAUUUGCCAAAGCUUGCUUUACCACUGUCGUAAUUUAUUAAAUCAUUAUAAAAUACAUAUAUAUAUAUAUAUAUAUAUAUAUAUAUAUAUAUAUAUAUAUAUAUAUAUAUAUAUAGUCUACAUUUAUAUAUAAUUGACUAAUAUGCAGCUUACUUUUAACAAUGAGACUGCAAAUGAAUGCGUCUCAUUUUUUUAUAUUUUAGUUUUUAUUUUUGUAAAACGUACAGUGCUCUCACGAUUUUAAAUAAUUAAGUAGUGGUCUUCUUAUCAAUUACAUUUGUCCUGCUUUGUACUGCUCACUGUUUUGACAUUGGAGUACUUUUUUGUACCAUGAACCCUCCUGUUUGAUCAACUGAAGAGUGCAGUGUGACACACAAAGAUGUUUUUCUUUUUCUUUCUCAUUGUGCAGUAAAAAAAGAAAGAGAAAGAUGCUGCUUUUCAGAAGCACACACUGUACUGUUUUUCUGUUGAUGUGAACCUGAUCAGGAAAAAAACUGAAGUAAACCCUGGAUAGUGGACGUUGUUUACGGAGCAUGCAGAAAGUCUGACUCUCUGAUGUUGGACCAGCUUGUAAGACCUCUAGAUUCUAGAGAGGAGCAUUUCACUUCCACCCUCCAGCAGCAGCGUCUGUGAAUUAUUCCACUCCACUCGGAGUACAGUGAAGCACACUGAUUCUGAAAUCACUGACAUAUUAAAGCAUCUGCCUCUGAUAGAUUCAACUCAAACGUGUUGUACUGUGUUGGUGCUGUAUGCCGUCAGUGCAGUAGUAUUAAAGGGAUAGUUAGAUGGAUCUAAACUAUUCCUUUAAAUGGCACUUUGAUUUACAGUGUUUCAAAUAAAAGUGGCAUUGUCUGCAGAAAGCAA